Molecule: messenger RNA, 2582 nt
Organism: Elaeis guineensis (African oil palm)
Lineage: Eukaryota; Viridiplantae; Streptophyta; Magnoliopsida; Arecales; Arecaceae
Molecular function (GO): metal ion binding
Source: RefSeq, a predicted model, not a curated record
ACCUACCCCUUCCAGGCGCCCGGCUCCCGCUUUCAUGACCGUCAAAACAGACAUUGCUUGGAAAAGAAACGGAUGAAGGAGAGGUAAGGAGCUUUCUCCAAUGGAGUCCGUGUCUCUUUCAAGAAUACCCCUCAUCGCCUCCUCCAAACCGCUCAAACCCUCCCCAGAUUAUCGCCACCUCCGUCUUCCCUUCCCACUAUACUCCUCCUCCUUGAAAGCCCAAUGCUUUGGGAGUCUCGACUCUCGGAGGUCCCUCGAUCUCUUCUCCAUCUCCUUCGGUGGGAAUAUACUCCGGAGCUCACCCACGGCUCCGGUGUCGAGUAGAUUCGCCUCCAUCUCGAACUCCGCAGCCUUCUCGGGUUCUGGCGGUGGAGGCGACGGGCCCCCUGGAGGCGGCGGCGGUGGGGGCGGCGGCGACUACGGAUCGAGUGGUGGGGAGGUGGUGGUGAAGUCCGUUGCGGAGGAGUCCGAAGAGGUUCCGGUUUUGGGGCCUGACGUGAUCGUUCUCCACGUCGGAGGAAUGUCUUGUGGUGGAUGCGCUGCAAGCGUGAAACGAAUCUUAGAAAGUCAACCUCAAGUGUCUUCUGCCACUGUUAGUCUUGAGACAGAAACGGCAUACGUGCGGCCUGUCCCUGAAGUCAAGGUUACACAGGAUUGGCAGCAGCAGUUAGGAGAGAAACUAGCAACCCAUUUGACCACUUGUGGAUUUAAGUCUGGGCUUAAAGUUGGAGAGAUUCAAUCUGAGGGAUGAUAGCGAUGAAAAGUUGAACUUUGCUUAGCUUCUUCAUAAUUAAAAUGAUGUUGGAGGCAGUUGAUGGACUCAACAAAGGAGUUGCAGUCUGGCUUGGAGUUUUAUUAUCAUAAAUUUCCUCUUUGUCAUUCAUUUACUUGAGCUGUUACCUUGCAUUGAAGACUUAAAAUGGAUCUGAUUUACUUGGAGUUUUACUAGUGCUGCUACUCAGCUUCUUGCAAUAACUUAUUUAACAGUAGAAUGCUUCAUAUGCCGUGUCUGGAAAAUUUACUCCUUGACAUGCUUUAAAGGUAUGGUAUACAGUUACUGCUUGAUUAUAUUAUCCAGAUAAGUUCCCAGAUUGAUGAGUUGCUAUGUUGUAGUUGGUUAAGUGGUUCUUGAUUUUUCCUAUACCAAUAAAACAGACUUAAACAAUAAUGUCGCGAUUGAUUAUGGUAAAAUCAAUGAUAUUAUUGAGGAAUGGGUAUAAUGGAGAAAUUAUAGAAGCUGCAUCAACCAAAGAUCAAACUGGACAUGUUAAAAAAAUAAGAAAAAAGAAAAAAAAGAGAGAUUAAGAAAUGGAGGCAAAGACCUGAACUAACAUUGAUGGAAGUUGAAACGGAAUCGGAAAACCUUGUGAUAAAUAGGAUAACUGACACAGAGGAUUCACAAAUAAAGAAUGAUAACUAUAAUUAAUCUUCACCAGGUUUGUCCAGACAAGCGAUAAAAGUAGGCAUGGUAAAUUAUCCAAUCUUCCAUUAUAUAUCAAGGCUGUAACUGGACAUAGCGGAUUGUUAAAAAAUUAAGCAUACCUGGAGAAUCUGGUAUCUGCUAAUGGACCAUCUGGCUAGUUAGUUUCCUGUAUUGCGAUGUUAUUAAGUAUAUUUUUCACUCGUCAUUUAGCCCACUUGAUUCUGUAUAUCUCUCAAAAUAUGAUGGGCACACCUCCACAAGGGGCUCGGAUCUUGAACCUCUCCCAGUUGGAGAGGGUUGUCAACUACCUUAGCUCAGGCUGGUUGGCUACAGUCUCUCAUCAGUCAUCACCUUCUUUCAUACACAUGAUUGCUGCUGAUUCUUGAUUAUGUGAUGAGGGUCUUGCUAAACUCCUUGAAUUAACUGCAUAAUUGAAAUAUAAAGAACCUGCAACGCCUCAAAAACUCAAAUUGGUUAUUGGAUCUUGGUCUUAGAUCCUUCUCUUCAAUCCACAUCAUAUUUUUCUCUUUAUUAGUGAUCAUAGAUGUAUUAUUCAAUUAGUUCAGAUUACUAAAAAGAAAAAUGUGUGAAUCAAGAGAAACAGUUUCGAGGUAACAGACCACAAAGAACUAAUAGGUCAGCAAAGCAAUUGAAAUAAAUCAAUUAUUGAGGAAUUUACAGGUUUGCACACUUCCAACUUUCAGACUGUUUCUGAAAGAGUGAUAUUGCUAAAUAACGGGGCAAUACUUUAUUUGUCAUGCCGUGCUUCUGGCAUUAAGAAAUAGAACCGUCUUAAAAACCAGUACAUAGUUCUUGACUAAAGUUAUAUAAGAUUGGAUACGUCAUCCAGUUUUGUUUGGUGUCAGACCUACAUAACUUGGAACUGGUUCCAAAAACUCAACGAAGUUGUCGGACAAAAUUAGAUCCCAUCCGAUAAAAAGGCUUACGUUUAUACUUGAUACAAAGCCGAAAAACAUCCUCGCUGUAAGCGACAGGCUUGCUGCAAGAGAGGCGUGAGAACAUCUAAGCAGGACCAACAGUCUGCAAUCGUAGCAAUGUAUUAGACUCCAGUUGUAGCUGCUAAGGUACUUGUCCUUCAAUAGCAACAAAGCCACGCAACAUUACCGUCAAAAAAAAAAAAAAACAAAAAAGCAAAAAG